AUGAGGAAUACCCCAACCUACGUGCGCGAAGGCGGCAGGCGGGCGGCGCGGGCUGAGGGGGCGAGGCGGAGCGGCGCCGUCAGAUCAGGAUGUGCAGCACUGGAGAUCAACACCGAGUUCAAUAAACCACGUAAUGGAGGCAGUUCUGGAUCUCUACAAGGGCUCAGAGUAUCUGCAGUAGUGAACGCUGUCUGGACUACCAUGUUACUCCAUGUUUCCGGCGGAGAGCAGAACUUCAUUUAUGACCUUGACACAGUGUUGCCGUUUCCGUGUCCUUUUGACGUGUACAGUGUGGAGGCCUUUAGGUUGGAUGACAGCCUUCAUCCAGAAUUUCGCAGGAAAAUCAGAAUGAUUCGGGCAGAUUUGUAUUUGAAGACGUUUGCUUCAGACAGAUCUCAUAUGAAAGAUGCAAACGGGAAAUGGCAGAAACCUCCUCCUUCAUACCCUUGCAUUGAAACUGCAGUAAAGGUUUAUACAAAGGUAGUGCAGCGAGUGGAGGAUGCCUGGACUGCAGUGGCCGGUUCAGUGUUAGCUGGGGCCUCCUGGUUGCUGAGGACUUUCUGCCUGGGGAAACCUUAUUCUGCAGACACCAAGGUCAGUGAAGAAGGAGGGGGAGGAGGUGAAGUUGCCUCCUCGCCAUCAGCUUUACAGUGGCAGUUCUUUGCUUGUACUUCUGACACACGCUGCUUCUGCAGGCGCUCGGCAAAGUGGCUCUCAACAAAUGUGGCUUUUCUGUCUGUAGCUUACUGUGGUGCUCAGUGA
This is a messenger RNA of Gavia stellata (red-throated loon), 762 nucleotides long. RefSeq lists its product as uncharacterized. The transcript has 5 exons. NCBI's taxonomy places the organism in Eukaryota, Metazoa, Chordata, Aves, Gaviiformes, Gaviidae. The coding region runs from base 1 to 762 and encodes 253 amino acids. Gene Ontology annotation, molecular function: protein-N-terminal asparagine amidohydrolase activity; protein-N-terminal glutamine amidohydrolase activity. Gene Ontology annotation, cellular component: nucleus; cytosol. The record is from RefSeq and is a predicted model, not a curated record.